Molecule: messenger RNA, 2792 nt
Organism: Branchiostoma floridae (Florida lancelet)
Lineage: Eukaryota; Metazoa; Chordata; Leptocardii; Amphioxiformes; Branchiostomatidae
Product: MYCBP-associated protein-like
Exons: 4
Coding region: 169-2754 (861 amino acids)
Source: RefSeq, a predicted model, not a curated record
CCCUCUAUACUACUCGGUCAAAGGUCACCAUUUGUGUACAGUGGCCGCCAUAGUUACGGCGAGGUUGGAGGUAUAGUUUUUCGCCUGGACCGUAUCUUUUCCUCGUUUUCUGGAUAGAAUUUCUUCAGUUGCUUGGACGUUUGGUUACAAUAUAAACAGCCGAACAAAAUGAGUAGCAAGCUGGCGGUCAGGUCGUCAAAGAAAGACCGACCCAAGAGUUCGGGAAGGAGAAAGAAUCGAGACGGAACGCCCGACAAGUUGAACUCUCCGAGCCAGUCGAACACCAUGGAGGACGAGGAAGGACCCGCUAAAAACGUCAUCAAUGGCGAAGAUAUCCAGGCAUUACAGAUAAGGUCACUCACUGCUUAUAAUCUCUAUUCCAGGGAAGAAGACCUAACUAAGAUCCGGGUGCCCAAACCUCCUCCCGAGACUGAGCGUACCGCCCGGUCCAACCGGAUCAUGGUCAAACGGCUACGCGGGCCAGACGAUCCCGCUAGGAUCAAAUUCCGCCAGAUCACAAUUGCCCGCCCUGCGCCCUACGAUGCACCGAUCAAACCCACGGAUUACCUGGGUGCAGGCGGUCCAGGGUUGGACAUGACUGGUGACAUCUUGGCUCACACCAUCCUGGGUUCUGUGGAUGACUUUAAACAGGAGGCUAUUGCUAGGGGAGAGGAGGAUGAGGUCCUUCCCCCUGGUAUAAACCUGGACAUGACGACUGCCACUUCACCUUCCAUCAAGUACGAGAAGAAGAAGAAAGAGAAGAGGGCGCGCAAACCCGCGGAAGACGAGAGCAACGCCCUCCGCAACUGGGAAAACAAGAUGCGCGAGCGUAAGCGCCAACAGGGGUACAUCUCCAAACUCCUGCAGCGUUCUACCGACACGCUUCUCAUGAACCAGAGCGAGAACUACCGCCAGACGCAGGAAGAGCGGUACCUCAUCGACCGCACCAUGCCAUCCAUCAACUACGGUAAGGGGUACCGCGUUGGGAGUGAGUUCUGGAAGCAGCACGAAAGGCUUGGCGACGACCUGACAGGCCUUAACAUGACCCUCACCCAAACGGAGAGAGGGUACCCCCCGCCCUUCGAGCACGUGGCAAAACCCAACUUUGUAAAGAUGGAGACGGGCAUACAGGGCCUGCCCACCAAGAGUACAGCCAGCUUCCAGUGGGAGCGGUCAGGGUAUCUGAAAACCCGUCAGAAACAGCUCCAGCCAUUCAUGGAAGAGCUGGUCCCAGCGCGACCUGAUCUGGAAAACCUGGAGAUCAUCGGCACCAACAAGGGAGUCCUGACGGCCAUCGAUGACGAAGAAACCUUGGAUGAGUUUGACGUCCCGGAAGAUCACAAGGAAAACAUCCGGCCAAUGAAAACGGCUGAAACAGCCAACGAUCCUCUGGCAGCCUACCCAGAUAGGUUUGAGGAGCCGAUCGUUGGACCAGCGAUGAUCGUCGGCGGUCACUACGCCUUGUGGACGGGGGAUGACCACUCUGAGAAAGGUGGUGUGGGCAUCUCCUGCAGGAUUGCCUUCGAAGCCAACACUGCACAGAGGAAGCUGCAGUUCCUGGAGCUGACCAACAACGGCACCACGGCGGUCUACUACAACUGGAGGAAGAUCCCCAUCAAGAACGCCUUCGACUGCAAGCCUCCCGACCCCGUGCAGCGGUUCUACUUCAACACCAACAGCGGGGUCAUCCUCCCGGGUGACAGCAUGAAGUACCCGUUUGUCUUCAAGUCGCAGAAUGCUGGCAUCUUUACAGAGCUGUGGGAGCUGCACACGAGCCCGGUCCUGUGCGGCGGGGCGGCCAUUCAGAUCACCCUGCGUGGCGUCGCCAUCCAAGAUGAUGUCAACAAGGAGUCUCGUGUUCGACUCGAACAGGAGCUUGCGCACAAGGAGGCUGUGUUGGGGGUUACCGACAUACUGAACAGCAUCCUCGAGGGUGUUCGGACCCCGGAGAGGGCCCGGUCGCCGCUGGAUGCAUACAUCACCGAAGAGGAGAUCUUCCUGAGGAAGAACGAAGGAGUUCAGUGGAACUUUGAAGCUAUACAGAAAGUCCAAGAGCUUUACAAGGAGCUUUACCCUGAAGAAGAAAGAGAGGCCCAACAGUGGGACUUUUCCUUGGAGAACCUGAAGAAGCAACUCCUCGCGAUCGAGGAAGACGAACAGAGGGAAGACUUCUUGAAGCGCAUGAACGAUAUCGUCAUGGAGAUGUCUGUUCCGUUGUCGGUGCCGUCCCAGCCUGUCAUGCGCCAAAUGACCUACGAACUCCUGCAGGACACCAUAGACAACAUGGCUGGAGCUGCAGCUGUUAUUUGUGGUGUGUUGGGGAUGCCCGAGCUCCACACUGAGCCGGUUCACGUCGAGCCCAUCCACAAAAUCCAACACAAGAAGCCAGAGAAGGAGAAAGAACCAGACAAAAAGGACGCCAAAAAGGACAAAGGGAAGGAUGACAAAAAGGGAGGGAAGAAAGACAAGGAAGAGCGACCCAAAAGCAAAGGCGGGAAGGGAAAGGAUAAACCGGCAGCCACACCAAAGAAGGAAACCCCCGCAGUGCAAAAGGAAGUGGAACCACCCAAGGAGAAAGAGCCACCGGUACCGUCCGUGUACGACAGUGUUGAUCCAGAGUUGAGGCAGAAGUGGCGGGAGAAAAUGUACGCCCAGACCUACAACUUACUGGAAAAGAUGUUUGAUAAAAUGACUAUGGUGUAUGAGGACAUUCAAGAAACAGAAGCUAAAGAUGCGGCCCCAGUAGUUUUCUGAACAAAUUAUAUACCCGUUACUUUAUUUCUGUUAUAGUU